Sipha flava (yellow sugarcane aphid) is the source of this 2318-nucleotide messenger RNA. Its product is annotated as homeobox protein engrailed-2a-like. Gene Ontology annotation, biological process: neuron differentiation; regulation of transcription by RNA polymerase II; multicellular organism development. Gene Ontology annotation, molecular function: RNA polymerase II cis-regulatory region sequence-specific DNA binding; DNA-binding transcription factor activity, RNA polymerase II-specific. The record is from RefSeq and is a predicted model, not a curated record. Gene Ontology annotation, cellular component: nucleus. NCBI's taxonomy places the organism in Eukaryota, Metazoa, Arthropoda, Insecta, Hemiptera, Aphididae. The coding region runs from base 681 to 1820 and encodes 379 amino acids. The transcript has 5 exons.
CGCCUCAUCCGUCCGUCGAACGCCCGUCCGUCCGGUCAUCAGGUCCUCGCAGAAGCGAGUGCACCUAGUCUCCCGCGCUCCAGUCAGAUCAAAGAAGUUACGCAUUCGUACACGCAUACGCGUUACAACCACUAGUAUUAUUAUUAUUAUUAUUAUUAAUAUUAUUAAUAUCGUGGCCAGAAGUGUACGCUGCGCACGUAUUUUUCCGCAACACGUCGUUUCAUCAUUUUUUUCCUGAACAACGGACGAAUUUCAACCUUUGUUUAUGCCGUUCUAGUCGUCGUAAAAACCAUGGCAUCAUUAAGCUCUCACGCCAACGCUACAUCGCCGAAACGAAGAUUCAACAGCAUUCUCGUGUGGUCUGCAUAGCGUUGAUUGCUCAUUGGGAAACUAUUGAGGAAUUAAUUGGUGCAUCAUCGUAUACGGCAUUGCAUUCAGUAACACACAACGCGUACCGCUGAAACAACGACGCAGUGGUUCGUCGAUCAAACACGACGGACGCAUGGCAAUGGUGCAUUCGACUCACCGUUGCAUUUGUUGCCGCGCUCGAUGACCGAAGGAAGAUAAGCAGACGAUUGGUGUGUCGCUACGUAUUUAGCGCCGUACGAUAUUCAUUCAGGCCGUUCCGGUGGACAGUAAGAAAAACGUUGUGUGCAGUAGAUCGCAUAGCGGGGUGCACUAUGAUGGCCAACUGUUUGCAGCAAAGCAUUUGCGGCGAAACAGCGGUGAUGGCAAUUGAACUUCAUCGCCGGAACAGUGGCAGUGACCAAUCGAUUGGGAAGUCGGGCCGCGACAACGGUUCGACUGAGUGCAGCAACGACCGGGUGUCACCCAUUUCCGGCGGCCGGUUAAACGGCUCGGCCGAACGACCGUUGAAGUUUAGCAUAGAUAACAUACUGCGACCGGAGUUCGGCGGCGGAAGUACAUCCGGUUGCAGCCCGCCGACUGCUGCAGUCUUCAACCGCUACAACCACCGCUACCACCAUCAACAUCAACAUCAUCAUCAUCAUCAUUUCCAACAGCAACAGCACCUACACAACAUCGACCGUCUACAGCACCUUAACUAUCAGCUGCACCAACUCAGCCAACUCAGUCACAACGCGGUAGCUGUUGCGGCCACGGUGACGGCCAACGAGUGGGCUACGGCUGCAACAGCGGCGGCUUCGUCAUCGUCGGACCACAAGUCGGUCAGCAGUAGACGGUCAUCGUCGUCAUCCACCGUCGAACCGCCGAGUUCGCCCAUCGAUUUAUCCUGUUCUGACUCGCAGACCUGCAUCAACCCCGCUGCGACCGCCACAAAUUCCACUACCUUCUCCUCAACAACCACUACUGGCACCGCUACCGCCAGUGGAACUUCCGUGGACGCGGCCAUUUCCGCGGUCGCCGACAAGGACGGCGGCGGAUCUCAACAAUGGCCGGCCUGGGUGUACUGCACCAGAUACUCGGAUCGUCCUUCUUCCGGAAGAAGUCCUCGGACUAGGCGCGUGAAGAAAAAGGACAAGCAGCAACAGGACGAGAAGAGACCACGGACCGCGUUCAGUGGCGACCAAUUGGCCCGACUCAAAAAAGAGUUCAUGGAGAACCGGUAUCUAACCGAAAGACGGAGACAGGAGUUAGCCAACGAGCUGGGACUGAACGAGGCCCAGAUAAAGAUAUGGUUUCAGAACAAACGGGCGAAAAUCAAGAAGGCAAGUGGCACCAAAAACCCGCUAGCCCUGCAGCUGAUGGCCCAAGGCCUGUACAACCACAGCACGGUCAUGGUUACUAAAGAAGAAGAGGAACAGCUGGCUGCACAAGCCGCCAUGGAAACCAACGAUUAACUAAAUUGCAAUAAUGUAUUAUAUAUAUAUAUAUACAUUAGCCUUAAACGAUGCCGAUCUACAAUCCAUAUCCCGGAUGCAGAAUUCACUUUUAUGUAUAAUAAUGUAUAUAUUAGGUAUAAAUACUUGAUUUAUGUUACGAUUCAAUAGAUGCGACAAAAAUGUAUUGAACUAUUCGUAUUUCUCUGAAUCUGUAUUGUCUUGUAUUGUUCGCUAAAGAAAACGUGUUUUCAAUGAAACUUUAUCUAUUAUAAUUUUUAUUAAUAUUAAUAUUUUUUUUUCUUAUUAGAUAUUUAUUAAACGAUCGGUUGUGCCCUAGAAUAUCGCCCGAUUCGAAAAUGACGUGUAUAUAAUAUGUGUAGGUACAUUAUUGUUCGACGCGUUUUUAUUACGUUUUCGGAAUAAAGUAGUAGUAAUAUUAUGUAUUAUUGAACAAACGAAAAACAUUAAUCAAAAUGUGUAACUUGCUAUUAAGAUGUUUAUUUAUAAAUUUAAAAU